UGUCAUCUAUCACCUCUAAUUUCGUCUGUUUGCAUUUCUUAUUACUUGAUUUUAAUAUAUAUUAAAUAAUUCGAUAUUUUUAUUGGAAUGUUCUUGGAGUAGUACGAAAUAUUUAUAAUUUACUUAUAAAAUGAGUACCAUGGACGAAAUAGAAGAUGAGGCGAAAGCAGCUGCCGAAAAAAUGGUAAUGAAUAUGAUGCAGAGACCAGGACAGUUAGAAAAGGUAGAACAUUAUAAAAAAAGAAUAACUCAUAAGAAGGCAUCAAUAGAAGCUCAACUAAAAUCAGCUGUACAAGGCAAGCUGGAUGGAGUCAGUGUUGGUUUGAAACAGUUGCAAGAGUGCUUAGAAGAUGUGCAACAAGUCAGUCUGAAAAUGGAUGAACUGGAAGAGCUGUUAAAGAGUGUACCUCCCCUGGUAGCAUCCUUACAAGCAGUCAGGGAGGAAGAUUCUCGUCAUUCACAGUAUGUCACUGCUAUGGACAGUCUUAAACACAUAUUCACUGUACCAGAGAGUGUGGCUAAAACUAAACAAUGGAUAGGAGAAGGCAAACUUCUGCAUGCACAUCAAUGUUUAAAUGAUUUGGAAAACUCCAGGGAUGAUCUCCUAUAUGAACUGCAUAGAUUACCUAACCAAUCCUCACAUGAUAAAAUUAUGCUAAAAGCUUAUUUUGAAGAUGUUGAAAUGGUGUCCAAUUUGCUUGAGAAACAGAUAAAGCUGAUUUUAGCCAGAACUUUGAAUACAGUUCGUAAAGAACCCACAGUUAUUGUCACAGCCUUGAGAAUCAUAGAGAGGGAGGAGAAAAGGGACCAGAUGGCAUUACAGCAACAAAGUCAAACAGGAUUUAUGCCACCUGGCCGACCUAAAAACUGGCGCGCCAAAGCUUUCGAAGUUUUAGAAUGUGCAGUAGCACAGCGUAUAGAAGGCACACGCGUUGACGAGCGCGAGAAUAAUAAACUGUGGUUAGUACGAUAUCUCGAACUUACGAGACAACUCAUAUUAGAAGACUUACGAGUUGUCAAAACAUUAUGUGUACCUUGUUUUCCACCACAUUAUGAUAUUGUGAACAAAUAUGUCAACAUGUAUCACAUUUGUUUAUCUGCAAGUCUUCAAGAUGUAGUUACAGGUGGGAUAGAAGGCAAUGAAUAUGUUACACUUUUAUCCUGGGUAUUGAAUACAUACCCUGGAAAUGAACUAAUGGGCAGUUCAGAGCUGAAUAUUGAUGUGUCAACUUUACCACCUUUACUUAGUAAGGAAACAAUGCAAAAGUUACAAGAUGAAUACCUACAGAAAAUGGAAUCCAACUACAUGGAAUGGAUGGAGAAGACUUUGGAGUCAGAGCGAGCAGAGUGGGCAGGCCAGCGUGCACCUGAAGUGGAGUCGCAUUCUACCGCGUACCACACGCAUGCGCCCGUUAUCAUCUUCCAAAUGAUUGACCAGAACUUGCAGGUCACCGAAACUAUAAGCAAAGAAAUAACGUUUAAGGCGUUGCUCCUUAGUAUUGAUCAAGUUACGCGAUAUGGGAAUAUGUACAGGGAUGGAGUCAUACAAUUUAAGAACGCCCACUUCGCGGAUCGUUCGCGGGUGGCAUAUUUCACUCACCACAUGAUCACGAUCGUGAACAACAGCGAGCAGAUGGUACGGCUGGCGCAACAGACGCAGGCGCGCCACUGGCCCGCCGGCAGACACGACCCACCUGCCGAGGCCAAGUUCGAUAAGAUGCUUAACACCUUCCAGAAUUUAAGAGAUGAAGCUGCCCAAUUUCUUCUCGAGGAAGCGUUUCUUGACCUGGAAGUACACUUUGAUGACCUAUUUACAGCAAAAUGGUUGCCGUCCACCAUUCCUGUGGACACUAUUUGUAUAACACUCGACGAUUACUUCCAAGAUUACAAUCAUUUGAGAGACAAAAAUUUCGAGUAUGUUAUAAACGAAGCUCAAAACUUGGUGUAUAAGAAGUAUAUUACAGCAAUGUUGUCCAAGAAAGUGGCCUUUAAAAACGUGGAGGAAGCUCAGCAAGCUGCCACUAAAAUAGUCAAGGAGGCUAACCAAAUCAGAUCGUUCUUUAAGAAGAUAGCGCCAGAGGGUGUUAAUGUAGAUUGGCCCUUUGAAGUCAUCAGCAUGCUGGCAGAGGUACUGCGAUGUCAGGACGUGGAGAUGUUGUCCCUGGACCUGCACAGCGUGGUGGCGAAGUGCCCCGACAUGUCGGAGGAGCAGCUGGUGCGGCUGGUGUGGCUGCGCGGGGACGUGCCGCGCGCGCGCCUGCGCGACACCGUGGCCAUCGCGCGCGCCAGCCGGCCCCCGCCGCGCGCCAACUCGCACCCCUCACUCUUCAAACACAUCACCUUCAGCGACCGACUGCUCUCACACUUUAAUCUAUAGAACUUCCACCUCUUUACUACAGUACUACACAAGUAUAUUGUUUUUCACAUUUAAACUAUAUUUUAAUAUAAUAGAUAUUGUAAUACUGCUCAUGAAUAUGAUUUAGUUUGAAACUAGUCUAGUAACGUGAGUAAGACGUUAAACUAAAGUUACUUUUAAACUGUCAAACACCAAGCGGUCACCGGUGACCGCAACCUAUUGUUCUAUAAUUGUGUCUACAAAACCGGUACUCGACGAGUUAAUAUGUUUAUUAGUUAUAGAGUUAUAUUAGGAAUACGUAUAUUAUACUGUCUCCAGCAAAUAUACACUUCUGGACACAUCUAUUGGCCCACCUUGUAUUUUCAGUUUCGUUUGGUCCUAGCUAAAAUUUUAUAUUAGGUCGAGCAAGAAGUUUUUAUGCAGUUUUGAACCUGACACAUUCACAAUUUCAUUCAAUAGUCUUUUUUUUGGAUUUCUAACAAAGAAUAUAAAGCAACAAAAGACAAUUUGAAGCCUGUUUGUUGAAAUCAAACAAUCGAAUAUUUUUUUCGAAUUUUAUUGGUUUACUUGGAAUUAAUUCUUGAAAAAGUGAUUGAUAUCUUUAGUUUUACAACAAACAUUACUUAUUGUUAACAUUAAGGUGAGGUUCUAUCAAUAAUCUAUGGAUAUUUCACCUGAAGUCGCCGCCCAAGCUCAUCAGGCCGGACACAGCCAAAGAAAUGUGAGUGCUCAACUUAAUUUAAGUCGAUCUGCGGUCCGAAAUGUUUAUCGGAGGUACCUAGAGACUGGCGGCUUUGUUCGUCGCCAAGGAAGGCCACGAUCUCGGGUCACAACUGAAAAGCAGGAUCGAUUCAUCGCGACGACCAGCUUGUGAAAUCGUCACCUUACGUCCAUUGAGAUACAAAACCAACUUCCACGGAGUAUCUGUGAGCGCUCGAACUGUUCGGAGAAGGUUAAAAGAACACGAUGUGGUACCACACAAGCCAGCUAAUGGGCCCAAACUAACGCGAGCCCACCGAACAGCGCGCCUUCAUUUCGCACGCAGUCAUUAAAAUUGGACACAGCAAGAUUCUCUUUUAUGAGUCUAAAAUUGUGUGACAUGGCAAUGAUGGAAGGAAGAAGGUGUACCGCCGUAAGGGAGAGCGUUUUGCACAAUGCUGCUUUUGGCGGUGGCUCAUGGACUACCUGGGGCGGUAUAUCCGCGAGCGGCAAAACUCAACUUGACGUUGUUACAGGACCACGGCUUCCAACAUUAAAUGCUGAAAGGUACAUUCGUCAGUGCUUAGAACCUCACGUGAUACCAUACGCGGACUAUGUGGGCCCAAAUUUCCUUUUUAUGCAUGAUAGUGCAAGAGCCUAUGCGGCCGGCAUCGUCGGGGAACAUCUUCGGGAUGUGAACAUCACAGUUAUGGACUGGCCAGCCAGAAGCCCAGACAUGAACCCCAUUGAGCACAUAUGGGACGAACUAAAAGGGCGUUUUAGGGCUCUUCAGCCAGUUGCCCAGACGAUGCAGGAGUUGAAAACUGCCAUAAAAGAGGAAUGGGAGAUGAUCCCUCAAAAUUUCAUAGAGCGGUUGAUAAACUCUAUACCUAAUCGUAUGAGAGCUGUGGUAGAUGCCUAUGGAGGCAACACGCGUUAUUAAAUUAAACCUAUAGUGAUAACUAUAAGACAUGUUUUUUAUUCAAAAAUCAAUUGCCUGUAACAAGGUGCAUAUUCGAUUUGUUAGGCGUAGCUCCAUGGCGUAUGGUAUUCUGAAUUCAAAUUUAAAACAAUACGAUCAAAAAAGAUGGUAAAAUGUAUCAGGUUUAAAACUGCAUCAACAGUUUUGGUUCAAUCUAGCAAUCAUAUUUCGGUAGGGGCCGUCGAAACCUAAACUCUAAGGUGUGCCAAUAGAUGUGUCCAGAAGUAUAUAAAAAACGGUUUGUAAAGAGACGUAGCACAUUCCGAUAAAUAUAAAACUGUAACACAGAAUGGCGAUGAAUUCAAUCGAUGGGUGUAGUCGAUAAGUCUGCUUGUAUAUUAAUUACAUUUUAUAAUAAAAAAUAUAACUAAGUUAUAAGUAUUUAUAUGCGUAAAUGUAUAGA
Molecule: messenger RNA, 4440 nt
Organism: Spodoptera litura
Lineage: Eukaryota; Metazoa; Arthropoda; Insecta; Lepidoptera; Noctuidae
Gene: Sec6
Product: Exocyst complex component Sec6
Biological process (GO): exocytosis; exocyst localization
Cellular component (GO): exocyst
Molecular function (GO): SNARE binding
Source: RefSeq, a predicted model, not a curated record